Molecule: messenger RNA, 851 nt
Organism: Episyrphus balteatus (marmalade hoverfly)
Lineage: Eukaryota; Metazoa; Arthropoda; Insecta; Diptera; Syrphidae
Product: adult cuticle protein 1-like
Exons: 2
Coding region: 125-523 (132 amino acids)
Source: RefSeq, a predicted model, not a curated record
GUAUAAAAGUUGGAAUAAUUUCGUAGGUUUUAUCAGAAUAAACUCAAAGCGUUCAUUGAACAGCUGUGAUCUCUCUUUUUUUUCUCCCUUUUUCUAACAAAUUUACCCAAAACCACAAAUCAACAUGAAGUUCGCCAUCUCUGCCGUAGUCAUGUUGGCUCUUGCCAUGGGUGUCCAAUCCUCCCUUUAUGGUGGUCUUCACGGUCUCGGUCUGGGACUUGGACACGGAUACGUUUCAGCUGUUGCGCAUCCAGGGCCAUUGCUAGCACAAGGACCUGCUUUAUUGGGUGCGCAUGGUUUAGGUUUAGGCCAUCUUGGUCUACCAGCUGCGCAUAUCCCAGCUGCCGUUGCUAUUGCUCCAUCACAUGCCGCCAUCUCACAUCAUGCAGCUAUUGCUCCUAUUCCAGUGCAUGGUGCCACUUAUGUAGCCAAGACUCGUGGGGCAGUGCAUACAGCCCCAUUGCCAGGACAUAUUAAUUCGGCUGCUUCAGUCAAUGUUGCCCCAGCUCCAGGAACCUGGUAGAUUGAUUGACAGCAGAGAUUCGCCGAAAAGACAUAUGAAGACAUCAACGCCCACCUCUCAUCUUAGCCAUCCGAGCCAUUAUAAUGAUAAGAACACUCUCACUCACUCUCCUCUUUCGUCAACGUCCUUUCCUCGUACAAACACACUUAGACACACCACUUGCCUCAAUUUUAUCUAUUUAUGUAUACUUGUAUCUACCUAUUUUUUGUUUUGUCCUUUAUUUUUAUAUUUUCACCUUUUUUUUUUGUUUCAACUUUCCACCUCUUUUAGUAUUUUUUUCACAUUUAUAUUAAGUUUUUGCAACAAUUAUAAGAUUGACUCAAAUGUA